AUGGUUUACCUCGGUAAGGGGCGGGUUAACGGGCAGGUUUAUGGGCAGGUCCCGUCACUCCCAGCAGCAGGACAGACAUCUUCAUCCACACGGACUCAUUCAACACAGCGGCGAAACGCGGACGAGGGGGGAAAACUACGCUCAAGAGCUUUGUUUUGGUAGAAGCUGAAGUUCAACAGUGAGCAUGGCGGACGACGCGGACAUGCGAAAUGAGCUGGCCGACCUGCAGACACGUGCAGACCAGAUCGCCGAUGAGUCUCUGGAGAGCACCCGGCGUAUGCUGGCGCUGGUGGAGGAGAGUAAAGAUGCCGGAAUCAGGACUCUGGUCAUGCUGGACGAGCAGGGAGAACAACUUGAACGUGUGGAGGAGGGCAUGAACAAGGUGAACGCUGACAUGAAGGAGGCCGAGAAAGAUUUAAAAGAUGUAGGACAAUGCUGUGGGCUGAUAUGCCCGUGUAUCCAAAAGAUUAAGAGCGGGGGCCAGGCCUGGGGGUCGAACACGGAUGGAGUGGUGAACAGCCAGCCGGGGGCUCGGGUCAUGGAUGAGCGUGAACAGAUGGCCAUCAGCGGGGGAUUCAUCCGCAGGGUAACGGAUGACGCCCGGGAGAACGAGAUGGAUGAGAACCUGGAGCAGGUGGGCGGGAUCAUCGGAAACCUCCGUCACAUGGCGUUGGACAUGGGCCAGGAGAUCGACACCCAGAACCGCCAGAUCGACAGGAUCAUGGACAAGGCGGAUUCCAACAAGACCAGGAUCGACGAGGCCAACCAGCGCGCUACAAAGAUGUUGGGGAGUGGCUAAGCUGCAGUUCAAAGUGCUUUCGUCCCUAUUUAACCCCCCAGCCCCCCCGCAAAAGUAACAACACCAACCGAGCCCGGCCCCGACCCCGACACCGAUGCCGACAGCAGGCACUGCAAAGUCAUGCUUUUAUUGUGAUACUUGUAGAGGUUUGCACACAUGCACAUAUCAAUCAUUGCUUCGCUCCUUUCUCCCCCCCUCCCCAUCCCACCCCCCUCCCAACCGCCAUCCCUCCCGACACUCGUCGAUAUCGUUAUGUGAUGUUGUUCUUGAAAUAAUAGCUCCAUUACAUAACACUCGAACCCUCUCCCAGCUGUACAUAGUAGAACUUUAACGGCUUCCGUGAUCUAGAUCACUCGUCCUGUUUCAUUCAUCCUUUCUCUUUUUUUUUUUAAGUCUUUGUGUAAAAUAAACUGUACGUACUCCUCAUUUACAUGAUGCCCGGUCCGUGGACUUCACGGCCAUCCGUUUUUUGUUUUGAAAUGACAAAAUAAAAAUAGAGAUAUAAUCCAAAAUAAUCCAUUUCCCAUCUUUUGUUUUGAUAAUAAAAAACGGAAAAUGGAUCGUUAUCCGUUAUCCGAUUUC
This is a messenger RNA of Cololabis saira (Pacific saury), 1381 nucleotides long. Its product is annotated as synaptosomal-associated protein 25-A-like. The record is from RefSeq and is a predicted model, not a curated record. Gene Ontology annotation, biological process: exocytosis; synaptic vesicle priming; synaptic vesicle fusion to presynaptic active zone membrane. The transcript has 8 exons. Gene Ontology annotation, molecular function: syntaxin-1 binding; voltage-gated potassium channel activity; SNAP receptor activity. Gene Ontology annotation, cellular component: synaptobrevin 2-SNAP-25-syntaxin-1a-complexin I complex; plasma membrane. The coding region runs from base 185 to 799 and encodes 204 amino acids. NCBI's taxonomy places the organism in Eukaryota, Metazoa, Chordata, Actinopteri, Beloniformes, Belonidae.